GGGGGGGAGAGAGGCGAGAGUUUUUUAAGAGAGAGAAAAAGAAAGAAAGUAUUUUUUUUUUCUUAGAGGGAGAGAGGUGGGCUGAGUUUAAUUGGAUUUCUUUCUUUUUUUUUGGAAACAGAGCACAACAAGGAGAGACCCACUUCAAAGUUAAGUGGGGAGCUAGGGGGGGCGUAGGAUAAGCAGAAGCUGAAGAAGAUAACCUAGAGAGUUUGAGUCUUUCAAGCUCCCUUCACAUCCUCUAUCUCUUACAUGGUAGUGCAGUAGUGGUUGCUGCUAUGCUUAUGCUUUAACCUGCAUCAAAGGGGCGUCGGACAAGGGAUAUUUUGCUCUGGUUCUUUCUGGGUUUCUUUUGUUUUUGGUAAAGAUGGGUUCUCGCGGAUGUGGUGGUGGUGCUCAUUUCAGCAGAAGCAGAGUGUUGGUUUUGGUUUUUUGCUUAUUGGGUUUGAUUUCAAUAUCUUGCGCUGCUAGAUUGAGUGUGUCAAGACAGAAACUUGAGGUUCAAAAACACUUGAACCGCUUAAACAAGCCAGCUGUUAAAAGCAUUGAGAGUCCAGACGGGGAUAUAAUUGACUGUGUUCACAUGUCUCAUCAGCCAGCUUUUGAUCACCCCUACCUCAAAGACCACAAGAUUCAGAUGAGACCUAGUUACCAUCCAGAAGGGCGGGUCUUUGAUGAUAGCAAGGUGUCUACAGAAUCCAAAGAAACAAAAAAUCCUAUCACUCAGCUGUGGCAUGUGAAUGAUAAAUGCCCCGAGGGUACUAUACCUAUUAGAAGAACAAAGGAGGAUGAUGUUUUAAGAGCUAGCUCUGUGAAAAGAUAUGGCAGGAAGAAGCACAGAGCCAUCCCCCAGCCGAGGUCCGCGGAUCCUGAUCUCAUCAAUGAAAGCGGCCACCAGCAUGCAAUAGCUUAUGUGGAAGGGGAGAAGUACUUUGGUGCAAAAGCAACCAUCAACGUAUGGGAACCCAAAAUUCAACAACCUAAUGAAUUCAGCUUGUCUCAGCUGUGGAUAUUGGGAGGUUCCUUCGGUCAAGAUCUCAAUAGCAUUGAAGCUGGUUGGCAGGUUAGUCCAGAUCUGUAUGGUGAUAACAACACAAGGCUCUUCACCUACUGGACUAGUGAUGCAUAUCAAGCCACGGGUUGCUACAAUCUCCUUUGCUCAGGCUUCAUUCAAAUCAACAGUGAGAUUGCAAUGGGUGCAAGCAUCUCUCCUGUUUCUGGCUACCGCAAUUCCCAAUAUGAUAUUAGUAUACUUGUCUGGAAGGAUCCAAAGGAGGGGCACUGGUGGAUGCAAUUUGGCAAUGACUAUGUGCUGGGUUAUUGGCCUUCUUUCCUGUUCUCAUACCUAGCAGACAGUGCUUCCAUGAUUGAAUGGGGAGGUGAGGUGGUGAACUCAGAGCCUGAUGGUCGGCACACCUCCACUCAAAUGGGCAGUGGUCGUUUCCCCGAGGAAGGGUUUGGUAAAGCAAGUUACUUCAGGAAUAUUCAAGUUGUUGACUCCUCGAACAAUCUCAAGGCCCCUAAAGGGAUUGGCACCUUCACUGAGAAAUCUAACUGCUAUGAUGUUCAAACUGGCAAUAAUGGGGAUUGGGGCCGUUACUUUUAUUAUGGGGGGCCUGGUAGAAAUGAAAAUUGUCCAUGAAGUAAAACACCCUCCCAUUUUCACCCCCAACACAUUCUCUCUCCCUAUGUAUCAUUCAACCUAGUGCAAUGCCUCUCCCUCUCUUGUAUACCUUUUUUUUGUUUUUUAGUUUUUACUAUUAGGUUGGGUUACUAAAACAUGUGACAUCUCUGAAGCGGGAAGUUUUGACUCAUGUUUUUUCACCAAGAUUCUCCUUGUAAGUGGCUGGGGGAAGCGGCCAAGUUUCUCAAAAAGCUCAAAGAAACAGGCCUUUGUUUGCUCUCUCUGUUUUUCUAUUUGUUUGUUAACACUCCUUGGAGUGGCUUGUUAAUGAAUGAAUCAACUUCUCUCCUA
Molecule: messenger RNA, 1975 nt
Organism: Populus nigra (black poplar)
Lineage: Eukaryota; Viridiplantae; Streptophyta; Magnoliopsida; Malpighiales; Salicaceae
Product: protein neprosin-like
Exons: 7
Coding region: 368-1642 (424 amino acids)
Source: RefSeq, a predicted model, not a curated record